Molecule: messenger RNA, 1446 nt
Organism: Beauveria bassiana ARSEF 2860
Lineage: Eukaryota; Fungi; Ascomycota; Sordariomycetes; Hypocreales; Cordycipitaceae
Product: flavin-containing amine oxidasedehydrogenase
Exons: 5
Coding region: 1-1446 (481 amino acids)
Molecular function (GO): oxidoreductase activity
Source: RefSeq, a predicted model, not a curated record
AUGUCUCAAUAUACUGGUAAACGGCAACACGUUGCCAUCGUUGGCGGUGGUGCUGCGGGUAUGGCAUGUGCGGCAACACUUGCAAGCCACCCCGAUAGAUUCAAAGUCGUGUUGAUAGAGAAAGAGGCGGUGGUAGGUGGUCAAGCAACUUCAAUUGCUCUCGAUGUCCAGCAAUAUGGCGCUUCGUGGAUGAACAAUGGCGUUCAGGGCGGCUCAGCUAUCUUCAAACACACUUUCAACUUCUUCCGACAAUAUGACCAUCCACCAGAGGAGGUUCGCCUUCAGGUUUCCUUCGGGAAAGGGAAGGAUCGCUUCUGGACCAACUGCUUUCCAAGUCGCCUAGUCAAGCAGUUUUCGUCCGAUAUCAAACGAUUUGGCACAUUUCUCAAGGUCAUCAAAUGGAGUCUACCUGUGUUGGGCAUAGUGCCCAUUUCCGUGAUGCUCAGAGUAUUCUUGUUCAACAAGGACUUUGGCGACAAGAUGGUAUAUCCUCUCAUUGCCUUAUUCCUGGGUACUGGAAAUCAAACUGCGUCAGUACCAUCUGGCAUUGUGGAACGUCUCUUUAAUGACCCAAAUAUGAAACUAUGGGACUAUGAUUCAGAGACUUUGCUACCAAAUUUGCCUACUAUGUACACAUUUGACAAGCUUCAUGGCUUCUAUUCGGCGUGGCGGGAGGAUCUGACGGCCAAGGGAGUCUCUUUCGCCUUGGAAACCGAAGUUCAGGAGACAGUAUCUAGGUCGAAGAAUAAUGUCGUUCUGAAGCUAAGAAAUACACGCUCGAAGGAAAGCAGAGAGGAGAGCUUUGACAAGGUUGUCUUUUGUUCCCUCGCGGACGAGACACUUCGGAUUUUAGGCAAGACGGCGACUUGGCGAGAAAAGUUUGUUCUGGGUGGUGCAGCUUUCUAUGAUGAUAUUACCGUCACACAUACAGACAGCUCCUAUUUCAACGAGCAUUACGAAACACGUUUCAAGGAGGAUCUCUGCGCUGAACCAACAUCAGAAGCACAAAGAAAGCAAAUUGCUUUCUCAAAUCCGGCCGAAUCAAACUCAGACACCGGAUUUCGACCGAUGUACUAUACUUACACCUACGACAGCAACCCAAAGCUGAUUGAAAUGUCAUUCAACUGCAGCAAUUACCAGCACCAGUUUCGGAAAUGCCAAGCCAGCAAUGAAAGCACACCAAAACCGGUGUACCAAACAAUAUUUCUGAACAAAGAACGAAGAGAUCUCUGGACUAUCGACAAGAUUGAUGAGAGUCAAGUUAUUGCGAAAAAUUGGUGGCAUCAGCUGGGGCAUCGCUGGAUCCAUUACCUACGACUUGUUCCAAAUAUGAUGUUCAUUCAAGGCAGGAGCAGCACCUACUUCGCCGGAUCAUGGACGUUGGUUAAUAUGCACGAAGUAGCCUGCUGUCUCAGUCACCACGCGGCAGAUCUUAUCUUCAAAUAA